Molecule: messenger RNA, 1260 nt
Organism: Bathycoccus prasinos
Lineage: Eukaryota; Viridiplantae; Chlorophyta; Mamiellophyceae; Mamiellales; Bathycoccaceae
Exons: 1
Coding region: 1-1260 (419 amino acids)
Biological process (GO): protein targeting to membrane; peptidyl-L-cysteine S-palmitoylation
Cellular component (GO): endoplasmic reticulum; Golgi apparatus
Molecular function (GO): protein-cysteine S-palmitoyltransferase activity
Source: RefSeq, a predicted model, not a curated record
AUGUCCAUCCUCCGGGAUUUUUUCUUCGCGUGCUCGGAAGGUCCCGAGUGGCUGUUUACCACCAAAAAACACCCUCAUCCAAACUCUCACUCGCACGAACAUCAGCAUCAACGCGGUGCGCUCAUCACCAAAGCGAGAGUCAUCUGGUCUUUGUUGCAUUUAUUUUUACUCCACUUCCUUCUUUCUUUCGGGAAUAAAACGAACGCAAACGUGCCGUUCCCGAGCGCGAAAGAACAAACGCUCUUCUUAUCCGCGAUCGUAUUGAACGCGCUGGCUUAUUUUGUGGUGUCGUUUAGUUCGCCAGGGUUCGUGAUGCAGCCGAUUAUGGGGGCGUUUCCUUCGUCUUCUUUGUCUUCGUCGUCGUUGAUGAAGAUGUUUGCGAGGAGCAGCACAAGCACAAGCAGAGCUUUGAGCGAGAAGGAGAAGGCGAAGGAGGAGGACAAUUCAAUUCGGCUUUUCUCGCCAGAAAGAGACGAGGCAGAAGACGCGGAGGAUGAAGAAAACGGUGGUGGCAACGAUACGACGACCGUCAACCGAGAAUGCGUGCACUGCCAACCGCCGGUGUUCCAACCGAUCCGAGCGAAACAUUGCUUCGCGUGCAACCGGUGCGUGCGCAAGUUCGAUCAUCACUGUCACUGGAUUAGCAACUGCGUCGGGGAGAAGAAUCACGGGAAGUUUUUGGUGUUUUUGACGACGCAGUUUAUCGUCGUCGCGUGGGGAUUGUUGGCGUGUACGCGAACGUUCGAGUAUUAUAGCAGCAGCAGUAGUAGUAGUAGUAGUAGUAGUAGUAGUAGUAGUAGUAGUAGUAGUAGUAGAAGCCAUCGGAAACCUUCGAGUAUGGCGGAACUCGUCGCCAACAACGGAUGGAGCUGCUUCGCGACGCUCGUGUUCUUCAUCCUCACCGUCUUCGUCGGCGCGUUGUUCUUCACGCAUUGGUAUCUGAUCCUCUCCGCGCGAACGACGUACGAGUUACUCGCGCCGAGACGCAAGGUUUGGUACUUGCCGCAACGAGGAGGAGGAGGAGGAGGAGGAGGAGGAGGACGACACCAACAAAAUCAUCAUCGAGAGUUUACGAGGAGCCCGUUUACAUACGGAACUGGAUGUCACGGCGCUUUCAUGAACUUGAAACGAACCGUGUGCAUCGAUAGCACCUUACCGAACGAUAUCGGCGUGAAAUGGGUCGUUCCGACCGAGAGAGCGUUAGCGGAAAGGGAAGCGGAGGAGACGUGUUUAGAAAAUUCCACGUACAGCUGUUGUUAA